Molecule: messenger RNA, 1173 nt
Organism: Colletotrichum godetiae
Lineage: Eukaryota; Fungi; Ascomycota; Sordariomycetes; Glomerellales; Glomerellaceae
Exons: 3
Coding region: 1-1173 (390 amino acids)
Source: RefSeq, a predicted model, not a curated record
AUGUCUGCGUUCCAAAGGUGUCUCGACAAUGACCCGCAAGCAGUCGACUCUGCAUCUCUGGCUACACACUCGCUCGCGACCCUCGUGUGGUUCUCGAUCUCUUCGACCCAUAUUCGAGAGAACUGUGGCCAUGUCGAUAUCCCAAACAGUGUUCUCUGCUUCGAAUCCGACCACGUCGCCAACUGUUCAGCCGGCGAAUGGAUGUGUAGAGGUACUAUUAUCUGGAACAAACGGGCGCUCAUGAUCGUGAUGUUGCCUUUUCCAUAUCCGGAGGUAGCACAUCCCCUGAGGUCACAGAAAUCCUUUUCUCUUGUCUACGUGGACGGCGCGGCUCUGGGCGGAGUCCCCGAUGAGCACUGUGCAGCUUACAUCUGCAUCUACGAUAGGGAACGAUUGAGACCGGGUCUCUCUGUUGAUGAAGAGUAUCGGGUCUUUAUCGACGAAGAAGGGGAAGAGGAGGACGAGGAGGAAGAAGACGAUUAUGAAGAAGACGAGGGAGAAAAAGAGGAACUUGAAUCAGCUGAGGAAGAUCUUGAUUCUAAUCAAGAUAGGGACGAGGUGUACGAUGUCGAACUCGACAUGGAACCUUUCCUCAAGGCAGUGUCUAUGCCACCCCGCAGAGGAACAUUCACCGGGGACAAGUACCACGGCAACCGACAGAGACUUUAUUCACCCGAACUCUUGAGGACCUACUCCGACCCUUUCAUGGAGUGCAGUUCAGACAACUACUUCACGAUGAGGAGAGAGCACGACAAACAAGGCUGGCGAGAUUGCCAAGCCUCCCUCCACUUCACUUGCCGAGAAGUCGAGAUCGACUUGGUCCCUGGCUUCAGCAACCCAUUUUUUGCUACUGUAUCAGAAGUUGCCUUCCAAGAUAACAUCAGCGACUGGUUGCGGCUCCAACAGAACCCUCGAACGCCAGUAGCGGUAGCGCUCGUGACCUCAGAGUUGAUCAGGGUAUCAGUGCAAAGUAGUAUCAUCAGUCCCCCAGAGCUCAAGGGAAGGCUGGAGCCUAGCGAGAACUUCAACGGACAAGUGCCAGCCGUAUUUGAGUUUUACGGGGUACUGGAAAGGCGGAGUGACGACUCGGGGUUUUGCGAAGCAGAGACAUGUGUGGAGGUCAAGGGCUACACGAGACAAAGCAGCUGUCGACUAGAAGAACAGAAUAAUUGA